UACCCCUCCAACUCCUCCUUCUUCUUUUCUUUCCCUCUUGUCUCUCAGACCAUUGAUAUCUCCCUGAUCCUGCCUUCCACUCAGCUUCGUUCCACCAUGCCCAAAGCACUCCUGCUGCUGUGUGUUGUCCUGGUGCUACUUGGGCUUGUGCCUGGAGCCACAGUGAGAAACGGAGAGAAAUGGAAGCCGCUCAACAAUCCCCGGAACAGAGAGCUGUUUUUCAGAACCCUUCAGGCAUAUCUUAAGGGAAGAGGUCUUGAUCUUGGGAGAUUUCCGAACACUUUCUCCAUGAAUGAGAAUCCCAGACCCCUCUCUUUCCAAUCAGAACUUCUUGCUUCUGCAUUUGCAGAUUAUGAGGAGCAGAAAAACUCCUUUCCUAAUUACAUCAAAGGCUGAAUAUUUCCUCUGAACACAGGUGUCUGGCUAUUUUAAAACUACAGAUCAAGCUUCUCAUCAGAAAAAUUCAAUCAUGGUCAUGGCUAAACCUUUUCCCCCUCCACUUUUGUCAAUUUAUAAUGGUUUUAUUCUACAUUUCCAGAUUUACAUAUAAAUGGGUCGAGCUUUGGGACAUAUGUGACUUAUGUGCAUAUUUUUGGAGUCUUUUUUCCAUUCUAUAAACCAUAAACAUCAAUGUAGAGCACUGGACAUAUUUCUAAGAGUUACAAAAAUACUGUAGAGUCCAAAGAGAUGAUGAUCUUUCAAAUUACCUUUCUUUUAAGCUUGUCUUUCAAGCUUGUGUGCUUAUUACCUUUUAUCAAUAAACAUUAAAAAAAAAUUUUUUUAAUGUUUAUUUAUUUUUGAAGGAGAGAGAUACAGAGUAUGAGCAAGGGA
Messenger RNA from Lynx canadensis (Canada lynx), 831 nucleotides. RefSeq names its product chromosome C1 C2orf66 homolog (gene CC1H2orf66). The record is from RefSeq and is a predicted model, not a curated record. The transcript has 3 exons. The coding region runs from base 97 to 396 and encodes 99 amino acids. NCBI's taxonomy places the organism in Eukaryota, Metazoa, Chordata, Mammalia, Carnivora, Felidae.